AUGAUUGAACAUCCACAACCAAAGUCUCAUGGCAUAAUUAAACGUCUUAAACCUAUCGUUCCUGUACUUCUUGGCCCACAGAUUCCACGUAAAGUCAGAGAAGAGACUCAAGAACGAUAUAGCCGAGCAAUAGCUACUCUCUUCAUUCCAUGGAGAAGUGUUAAAGAUCUUUGUGCUGUCAAUCAGAGUUGGCGCGAAGCACUUGGCUCUCGACAAGAAAGUAUUUCAACAGAAUCAAAGCAAAUUAUCGAAAAUAUUCAACUCUUGCAUGAUUGCAAGAAAGAUCGCGACAUACAUCUACAACAAAUUAUCUCAAACGUCCAAGCCAAUGACGAAAUAGAUCCUCGUCUUUUGCCUCGAAACAUGUGUGUAGAUGACAGUGACGAGGAUGAUGACGAUUCGGAUGAAAAUGAGACGUAUUUGCGUUUCCUCGAUAGCUUAGCAGAUAAUAAUCAAACGUCUACUAUCAGUCAUCUUUCUGCAAAAGAGCAGCUUUAUCAAGAUGAAGCGCUUCGCUCUCUUCAUGAAGUUGGUCGAUUUUCAAAUUCUACCAAACGUGAUCAACCAUCCAUGACAUCCGCUUCUCUGUCACAUUUCAGUGUCAAAACUCAGGAUUCAGUACAACAAAACACUGCAUGGCAAGCCGCCAUAAAAGCUGAUGCUCUUCGAAGACGACAACAGAGUAUCUUAGAGGAUGCUCCUACGCCACUUAACCAUGUCUCUAAUGAACUCAUCUCAAUUAAUACUACAAGCAAUAUUGCAGAAAGUGCAACACGAAUUGACGACCGAGUUCAGUCUAUUACAACAAGCACACUAGCAAUUCCAACUCGCCGCCAAGUUUGUGAAAAGUUUACGCUCAAUGAUGAGCAAGCACAUGCUUUUUACAUCGUUUGCCGACAUGCCGAUGGAGAAAGUCACCUGAAGACAGGUAAAAACAUCUUUUUUUUCAUACGGUUAUUAAUUAUUUGCUUUUCAGAUGGAAAACAAGACUAAUUGAGUAUGUACGUGCCUGGACCUGGAGGAACAGGUAAAUCCCGUCUUAUCGAUGCUAUCACUUGCUAUUUUGUCGAAACACAACGGAAAGAUAAACUUCGCAAACUCGGUCCAACAGCCGUGUCUGCCUCGCUCAUCGGAGGCUACACAAUUCAUUCUUUCUAAGCGUACGUACGCAGCACUAAACGCCAAAAGAAGACGGUGACAGC
Adineta steineri is the source of this 1202-nucleotide messenger RNA. The record is from the annotation of a GenBank genome assembly. Lineage: Eukaryota; Metazoa; Rotifera; Eurotatoria; Adinetida; Adinetidae.